Molecule: messenger RNA, 1080 nt
Organism: Striga hermonthica
Lineage: Eukaryota; Viridiplantae; Streptophyta; Magnoliopsida; Lamiales; Orobanchaceae
Source: the annotation of a GenBank genome assembly
AUGGCGGUGGUGGAAAAUGCCGCGAUGACAUCAUCGAAUCGAGAUGUGGCGGAGAACGACGUUUCCGUGGAUAACCACCGCCAGGAGUCAACGACCAACGGCCAAGAGUCAACGAAACUGCACGAUCAGAGUUACCACCUGGUGCAGCACAACAUAUCCAACGGCGGUCAUCGUCAGCUGCCGGAGAAGAAAGUGAACGGGGACGAUGACGAUCGGGCUGAAGGUUUUAAGAGGGAAUUGAGGGAUUUAGAGGAGAUUCUCUCGAAACUGAACCCGAUGGCCAAGGAAUUUGUGCCGCCGUCUCUGGGCGGGCACCACCGGCUGCUGCUGGCGCCGCCACAACUUGCAGCGGCGGCUGGACAUUUUGGGUAUAAUGCUAAUGGUUUUGUAAUUCAGCAGCUCGUUAAUUCAGGUGCUCCGGCUGAAAAUUCAUUUCCAAGGAAAAAAAAUGGCUACAGUCAAGGGAGGCGAAGGACUAAUAGCAGAACAAGCAUGGCUCAAAGAGAUGAUGUGAUUAGGAGAACGGUGUAUGUUUCUGACAUUGAUCAUCAGGUAACUGAAGAGCAACUUGCUGCCCUCUUCAUUGGCUGUGGUCAGGUUGUGGAUUGCCGUGUUUGUGGUGACCCUAAUUCUGUGCUUCGUUUUGCAUUCAUUGAGUUCACUGAUGAGGAGGGUGCAAGAAAUGCCUUGACCUUAGCAGGAACCAUGCUUGGGUAUUAUCCAGUGAGAGUGUUGCCUUCCAAAACCGCAAUAGCUCCUGUUAAUCCGACAUUCUUGCCAAGAUCUGAGGAUGAAAGAGAGAUGUGCGCAAGAACUAUUUAUUGUACAAACAUUGAUAAAAAGGUCACCCAAGCAGAUGUCAAACUCUUCUUCGAAUCCAUUUGUGGCGAGGUCUACCGCUUGAGAUUGCUUGGUGACUAUCAUCAUUCAACUCGUAUAGCUUUUGUCGAGUUUGUGAUGGCUGAAAGUGCAAUUGCGGCUCUCAACUGUAGUGGUGCAGUCUUAGGAUCGUUUCCCAUAAGGGUAAGCCCGUCAAAGACUCCCGUGCGACCCCGUGGCCCCCGUCAAUCCAUGCACUAG